Molecule: messenger RNA, 1099 nt
Organism: Centropristis striata (black sea bass)
Lineage: Eukaryota; Metazoa; Chordata; Actinopteri; Perciformes; Serranidae
Gene: diabloa
Product: diablo, IAP-binding mitochondrial protein a
Exons: 6
Coding region: 36-737 (233 amino acids)
Biological process (GO): neuron apoptotic process; intrinsic apoptotic signaling pathway in response to oxidative stress
Cellular component (GO): mitochondrion
Source: RefSeq, a predicted model, not a curated record
CGGUGACGACGAACAUUUUAUUAGGGCGGACCAACAUGGCCGCGCUGAGGAGGAUAACAACUUGCGUCCGUCUCCUCAGGAGUUCAGCUCGUGUCCUGUUCAGCAGCAUCAAACCUGCAGCACAUAAAGCGGGGAAAUGGACCAGUAUUCUGUACACAGGUGUGGCGUCUGUAACUGUGGGCGCUGGGCUGUGUGCUGUACCUUUCAAACAGGUUGAAAACCUCUCCCAUGACUCUCUGAUCAGACGAGCAGCCUCUCUGGUUACAGACAGCUCAAGCACUUUUCUCUCCCAGACCACUCUGGCUCUCAUAGAUGCCAUCACAGAGUACUCAAAAGCUGUGCACACACUCAUUGCCCUUCAAAGACGAUAUUUGGAUUCACUGGGGAGACUGACUUCAGCAGAAGAAAAUACCAUCUGGCAGGUGAUCAUUGGCCAGCGUUCAGAGAUUAGUGACAGACAAGAUCUUUGCAAGCGUUUUGAGUCAUCCUGGGUCAACGCAGUCAAGCUGUGUGAGACGGCAGCCGAAGCAGCCUACGCCUCAGGAGCUGAGCAUGCAUCCAUCACAGUGAGGACAAACAUUCAAGUGGCCCUUUCGCAGGUGGAGGAGGCACAGAAAAUGUCAUUGGAAGCAGAUAAAAAGUUGGCCGAGACUAAAGUAAUGGAGGUUGAAAGGAUGUCCGCACAGAGUAACAGCGAUGAGGAAGAAGUGCCUGAGGCUUAUCUAAGAGAAGACUGAAACAAAUGCUAUCACAAAAAAAGUAUUAAAAAGUUUGCUUUCAAAGUAAAUUACUUUUUUUCUCAUCAUCCUUACAACGUCUUCUCUCUUUUAGGGUCUUUAAUAUGCUGUGACUUCUUGUGUAGAUUUCGCUCACAUGUAUGUGUUUAAAUCUGCAGAAAAUCUGAAAAAAGUGCAUCACACAAAAUAAGGAAGUGUCCACAUUCAGCACCUCCUUAAGACUAUUUAUUUGAAUAAUGAUUAAGACCUUUGUCUGCAGCAUAGGGGAUAAUGUUUUCGAUCCAUUGUGUAUUGUGAGUUGACAACAUCAAAUGUUUGUGGUUUUUUUUAAAUCAUUACAAUAAAGACAAGACACGGUAUAA